UCCACUUCCGAGUAAAACAACUAUUUUUCUAGCACGUGGAAUAAAGAAAUGGGAUCAAAAUCUAAACUGCUUAAUAGAAUAUCAAAAUCAGCCACUAAAACAAAAUGGAAAGGAAAGAGGUGGAAAAAAGGAAAGAGUAGCAGCAGUAAUCCCGACACGAAACGAUUUAGGGAUGCUGCGAAAACUAGAUUUUUCCAACCAAUGUCUGCAGGUUCAGCAGGUACCAGUGGUUUAACCGUAGAUGCUUUGGCCAAACAUGAUGAAGAUCACUUUUCCAAAGAUACAGAUUCAUUACAAGAAGGCUUUGAAAAACUUUCUACAUCUGACAAACUUAGUGUUGGUGCUAAAACAUUCAACACAUGGGCAACUAAUUACACUGAAUGUACAAAUGUCACGUUUAAUAAAGUCCAUAGAUAUUGGUCGUCAAAUUCUGCUCUACACAAAGAAGUGAUAGCCAUUUUAGCGGCUGUGACAGAAGUAAUAAAGACCAAUGAUGGAAAUGAAACAGAAACAGAAUACUUUGCUGCAUUGAUGACAGCAUUAGAUACAACAGAUGAUGUAGAAUCACAGGCUGCUAUCUUGUAUUUACUCAGUCUCGUCAUUAAAAGAGUGCCAGUUGCAGUACUAAGAAGUAAAUUUGCUGAGGUGUCCAAGAAAUUCCUGGACUUGCUGGCAGCAAAUGUUGAUGGUGGUUCUACAGCACUUGUUAAAUCGCUGUUAUUAUCAUUAGCUGGUGUUUUGAGAGUACAAGACCAAGCAUCUUGGAGUAACACAUCAGUACAGAGAGUUUACAGUGGUUUACUCACAUUUAUAACUCACAAGAAACCAAAGAUCCGUAAGGCUGCUCAGCAAGGUGUUUGUCUUGUACUGAGAGGUAGUUUGUUUAUGACACAAGGGGAUCCCCCAUCAUACCAUCCUGCAGCUCAGAUAACAGCUAAAUACUGUAUACAGCAAAUAGAGAAAUGUGGAGGUACAGGAGAGGCAUUGGAUACCUUACAUACUUUAGCCCUGUUGAGGGACAUCCUGGCACAGUUUCCUCUAAACAGUAUGAAGUCAUGUUGUGAGACAAUUCUUAGAAUGAUGACUUUAAGUAAUGUGAUGGUAACUUCCUGUGGAAUGCAGACUUUAUAUGGAAUGUUUGUCAACAAACCAAAGCCUUCUAAUUUGUCUGCUGAAUUAAACGCUCAGUUGAUAACAGCAAUGUAUGAUUAUCAACCUUCAGAAAAUGAUGUGCAACCAAUGAGAGCUUGGUUGGCAGUGAUGGAAAAAGGUCAUAUGAACUUAACAAGAUUAGAUGAGAAGUUGUGUAUAAGCCACCUGCCCAGAUUGUUUUCCUCCACUAUGACCUGCCUGUUAUCUGAUAAGUCUGAUAUCACCUCAGCUGCUGCUAAAACCAUGAAGGAUGUUUUAAAUGAGUGUGUGACACCAGUGGCUGACAGUGUGAAACAUUUAGUGGACACUGCUCCCAGUGGCUCUGCAACACCAAUACAUAAGAUGGUUAAAGCUGUUGAGAGUGGACUAAGUUAUCAGUUCCAUUCUGUAUGGGGAUUAGUAUUACAGAUCUACACAGUCUUCUUUGAGGUUCUAGGAAAACAGUGUCCAAAGUUAUUUAAAAAGAGUUUACAGUCCAUAGUAGAUCUACGAGACAGUCCUAGAUUUGCCUAUAAAGCUGAGUUAGAUCAUGCUAUUGGGUGUGCAGUAAGGUAUAUGGGUCCACGUCAGGUGUUGGAGGCUGUACCACUCAAUAUAACCGGGGACAACGAUGAUUACAACUUCCCUCGUAGUUGGAUGAUUCCUGUGAUUAGAGAAAAUGUGUGUAAUACAGAAUUAGGAUUUUUCACAUCUUACUUCCUCCCAUUAGCAGCAAAAUUCAGACAAAGAGCUCUAGAAGCGACUCAGACAGACAACAUUGUAGUAGGUAAAUCGUACGAGACAUUACAACAUCAGAUGUGGGCUUUGCUCCCAGGAUUUUGUAACAAGCCCACAGAUUUAGUACAGUCUUUCAAAGGAAUAGCUAAAGUUUUAGGAACAGCAAUAAAUGAUCAUUCCAACUUACGAAUGGAAGUGAUGAGUUCCCUUAGGAAAAUAAUUAACCACUCAAUGACUGAGGAGGAGAGUAAAACAGAAGUGGCAAAGUUUGCUAAAAACUUUUUGCCAAUUUUGUUCAACAUAUUUACUGCUGAAUCAGACAAUACUAAAGAUCCUGUGAAGUUAGCUGUAUUAGAAACCAUUAAAUGUUACUUACAGAUAGCUGAUAUGAAUUUGGUGUCAACCUUCUGUGAUAAAUGUACCGAGAAAUUAGAAGAAGAAAAUAUUACACCUGCUAAAAGGCAUUCAUUAUUAGACAUAGCCAUGACAGAGUUACCCUAUAUAGAUGAUAAAAGAAUAAAACAGUUGUAUAGUAUAGCGUGUAGUUACCUGCAGUCUUUAGACAAAACAUUACAGAAGAAGUCUUACAGAAUAUUAGAAGAGAUUUGUAGUGGAAAUUCAGCAGGCUGUAAAACUUUUAUAUCCCAGAACUUGACAGACAUACAGUCAACAUUAUUAACAUCCUUGUCAUCAUCUAGUUCUUCGUCUAAAGCACCUCGACUUAGAUGUUUGAUAAACUUGUUCCAGCAGUUUGAUACAGAACAACCAGAAUUCAUGUUAGCAGUUAUUCCUGAGGCUAUAUUAUGCACCAGAGAAGUAGGAGAGAGAGCCAGAACAGCCGCCUAUAGUUUGUUAGUACAGAUGUGUAAAAGUCAAAUAGAACAUUCAGAUGAAUCUCAAGAUGAUGUAAUCUGUAAAUAUUUUAAGAUGAUAUUAGCUGGUCUUGGAGGAUCACCACAGAUGGUCAGUUGUACGCUGUUAGCACUGACAAGAAUUGUAUACGAGUUCAAAGAAAGUAUAGAUGGCAAUCUCCUAGGAAACAUAAUAGAAAGUGUGUGUUUACUUCUUACCUCUAAAGCUAGAGAGGUGGUCAAGUCAGCUUUAGCUUUCAUCAAAGUGUUACUGUCAGCAUACCAGGACUUUCAACUAGCAUCCCAUCUUAAACAGAUUAUGUCCAGUCUUACUAGCAUGAAGGACGACUGCAGACAACAUUUCAGAUUUAAAGCCAAAGAGAUAUAUGCCAAGUUAAUCAAAAAAUUUGGGUAUGAGACAAUAUUAAACAUGGCACCCAUUAGUAUUCAUAAAGUAUUGAUGAAUGUAAGAAAGACACAGGAAAGAAAUAAAAAGAAAAAGAAAGAAGAGAGAACAGAAGAUGAUGAGGACAGUGAUGAAGAACAUAGGAGAGCACGACCAGAAAGUGUUGAGGAAUUAUUACGAGAGUCAGAUUCAGAAAUGGAAGAUGACGACAAUAAAAAAUCUAGAGGUCAAAAGUCAAAGAAAAAUAAAGAUUCAAUCAAAGCUAAGUUGGCAUGGUUACAAGAAGGUGCUGACGACAUUGUUGAUUUUCUGGAUACAAAUGCAUCAAAGAAAGUCAUGGCAACAAGACCACAGGAUAAAUCUGAUACAAACAAAUCCAAGAAGUCAAAAGAGCGGCAAUACAAAACAGCAUCAGACGGCAGACUUAUUAUUACAGAAGAUAACAGUGAUGAAGAAAAACGAAAAGGUCAUAGUCAGAGUCAGAUGUCUGAGGAUGAGGAUUUGGAGGAUUUGUUCCAGGCUAUUGAAGGUAUUGGGAAUAAGAGAUCCAAGAAGAGAAAAAUAGAAGAUUUGGGAUCAGAUGAUGAAUCUGCUCGUCCUAAAUAUAAAGCUGGUGGUAAAGGUAUACACAGACCUAUUGGUGAAUCAGACUAUGGUAAAGAAUACAGAGCAAAGAAAGCUAAAGGUGAUAUAAAGAAGAAAGGACAACCAGAUCCAUAUGCCUAUGUACCUCUCCAGUUCCAGAGUUUGAAUAAAAGGAAAAAGGCCAAAAUGCAAGGACAGUUUAAAAAUUUAGUGAAAGGUGCCAAAAAGGGAGCCAUGAAAGGAACAAAAAAGAAACAUAAAAAGUGAAAAUGUACUGUUAUUUUGUUAUUGAGUGUGAUGAUAAAUUAUGUUAAUGGUAUUGUUAAUGUAAUAAACAUGUAUAGAUUGU
Mytilus trossulus (common blue mussel) is the source of this 4060-nucleotide messenger RNA. Its product is annotated as RRP12-like protein. NCBI's taxonomy places the organism in Eukaryota, Metazoa, Mollusca, Bivalvia, Mytilida, Mytilidae. The record is from RefSeq and is a predicted model, not a curated record. Bases 49 to 3978 code for a protein of 1309 amino acids. The transcript has 34 exons.